AUGUUUUCCACCAAACUUGCUCUAUUUUUCAUUCUGAUGAUUAUUGUGCAAAGUUCAUGUUUUUAUUUUUUGCCGAGGGACAUUGGAACAAACCAAGGUAUUUUUCAGUUAUUUUUUUUCAAGUUUGCAUUUUUGGAAUUUCUGGAAAAAAGUUGGAGACGGAGAGGAGAGGUGUCAGCCGUUUUCCCAGCUUGAGACAUUAUGUUGCGUGUGUAGCAGCCUUAUGUGUUACGUAAUAGGUACAUAUAUGAAUAAGGCCGCUUCAACUUGAAAGGCACCGCUUUUUUGGCGGCGUUCCCAAUGUCGGGGUCGCAUGUGAACUUUACCUGCCACUUAUCACCAUGCCCCUUUUUCUUCUUCUUCCCUUUUAAAUUUCCUAUAGCGGACAGUGAUAAUUGACUUUCCUUUAUGGUGCAAAUGAGAUGAUAAUGUGAUAAAUGGACUCUGAUAUUGGUAUUCCAUUCAAAUUCGGAUGACUUUUAGUGAGUUGCUCUGCCGAGUGCACCACCGAAGAAAUGAGUCGAUUACGAGCAAAUACCUUGGACAUGCUCACCAGGAAACACCAGGAUCGGGUCAUUUCGAUACGGCAUUUUCUGAACGCACAAAUCCGAACUUUCAAUGGUUAGUUAAGCAGACUGAAAAUUCCAGAAUGUUUUAUAACGGUCACCGGAAAAUUCCAGAAUUCUUCACCAAACUUCUCAAAUCAGUACACAUGGACUUGGAUCUGAUGUUUACCAACACGUACGGCUCAUUCUAUCAGGAGAAUAUACAAAUUCUCAACGACCUUUUCGACAAAAUCCGAAGUUUCUCAGUCAGUUUCGCGGAGACCAGUAUGCGAACGAUAGUGGAACGGUUUUUCGAUCAACUUUUUCAAGUCAUGUUCAACAUUACGAAUCCAUUUGUGAGUUUUCUCUUCACUUUCCUUUAAACCUACAGUAUUCUUUUCAAACUUUAAAAAACGUUUUCCAGUACUCGUUAACCGAUGAUCAACGUCUUUGCAUGCAACGCUUUUACCGGGAAAUCGAGGCGUUCGAUGAUAUUCCUCAAAAAAUCAGCAAUCAGCUUUCACUUCCGCUCACGAAUUGGAAACAAUUUCUGGGAUCCAUGGAGUCUUUGCACAAUAUCCUGGAUGGCUAUUUGAACGUGAGUGGUCAAAGCGAGGGCGUGCGUCCCUUUUGGCGGCGGUGGUGGUGUUUGCCAAUUAGUAAGAGCGAAAGACCUUUUCAAUCAGAAAAAGUAAUUAGUCAAGGCGUGGGUACGGUUCGUUCGGCAGAAGAAAAGACGGCAAAGCCAACCUAAGGUUAUCCCGCCCUUUGUUCAGACCAAACAAAACUUUUUUGACUGGCGGAAACAGAAAACGUUGCGUAACGGAUAUAAAAAAUCUCCUUUUAUCCUUAGAACAACGGAAAACCUUGAAAAGUUAUGAAUCAGAUUAAGGUUCUCAACUUUUUUCCCAAAAAUUUGUGUUGCCAGAAAAGAAAACUUAAGGAACUUAGGGAACUGACAUCAUAACGAGUUACUAAUACGGGUUUAGACCGUAUAAACCCUUCCGAUUUUCAUUUUCCACUAUCAUAAGCAAAAAAGUGAUGUUUUGAUAUUGACAUAAUAUCUAUUACAGAUAACUCUGAAAGACGAGUGUGAGCGGGGAUUGACCAGGAUGGAAACAUGUGCACAGUGUCGGAAAGUGACCGAGAAACCUUGUCAUAGCUAUUGUGUCAAUAUAUUGUCAGGGUGCACACAUCAAAUGUUGGAUAGUGAAGAAGCGUGGAAGGCUACUACUGGUAGGGGAAAUUCUGAGUAACUGGGAGAACGAUUUUUAAAAUAACUUUUUGCAGAAAGUAUGAUCAAACUGUCUAAUCAGUUGAACAACCGGCAGAACUUGGUGUCUGCUCUUCUACCAAUUCCGAUACUUAUCAGUGAAGCCGUCAUGCAUUUCCAGGAGAAAAGAGACUACAUCACCAACAAGGUUUUUAUUAAAAAAAUAAAUGGCCGUGCCCAGCCUGUGACAACUAUGAUGUUAUGAACUCGCACCCCUUACUUGCUCCAUGAUUUUCAAUUAUAGCUUCCAGAUAAUCGGAAAAUGUCUUUUGAACAAGGAAGACUUUGGCCUACGGAAGAAACGUCAUUCAACGACCUCAAAACAUCUGAAAUCUCUCCCUGCCUACGGUGGAACUUCCAGAAAAUCCAGAGAUCAUCUGAUUCUCAACCAAAUGUUCCACUCAUUCACCACAAAGGUAUGCUCCGUUCUGCUCCUCCCUUCCCCCCACAAUCACUUAUCAUCUCAUCUUUUCACACUUUCAAUCCUCUUUCUUAGCACUAAGGUCAUCAAACGAUUAUAACUUUUACAGAUGGAGGAAUGGCAACGAUUUUUUGGCAAUGUGCCCGAACAACUAUGCGGGGAGGAGAAGUGGGCGAGCGAAGGGAACGAAUAUUGUUGGAAUGGAACUGAUGUGGGAACGUAUGAACUGCCCAUGGUCAACUAUUCGCAGCCUUUCAAAAAUCCAGAGUACCAGGGCACCGAUUUUCUCAGUUUCAGAGGUAGCCUUAUUGUUUUCAGCAACCUAACCUUGGACCUGUCUUGAUUUUAGGUAGCUAUGUCGAGGAACGACUACGCCUUCACUGGUUGCAAUCUAGAAUAAGACAUGUUUUGUCAGGAAGAGCCGCCCAGGAAUCUUCCACGUUUUCGCAUAGAGCUGAAGCCAUUGUACGCGCCGAUGAUGAAGAUUAUGUACGUUCCUUCUCGAACUUUCCUUCAGAAUACAUAUGUGAUUUUUCAGUCCGAUUACGACUACGAAGGUUCUGCAAACCCUCCUUCUACUUCUGCUACUUCAAAUCAUGAAUACUACCCAUUCUUCAAGAAGAGCGAUGAAAAAAUCGAAGUGAUAAUCGAACCAUAUCCUAUCAAGUCAAAAUCUCUAUCAAAUUCCUAUCAUCCUUUGUGUGUCUUUGUCAUUUCAAUUGUUUUUAAUGUGUUUUUGCUGUAGACCUUCAUACUUUGCCGGAAAACUUCUAUAAAACGUGUAUUAGUUUUGAUUUUGCCAACUAAUAAAGCAACUUUAGUUCGAAACGCUUCAAUACCUUCAGAUUCACCGUAAAUGUUGAAUACCACGGAAGACAAAAUUGUAUCAUUAAUUUUAUGAUUUUGCACGGGAAACUUCACGUUUCAAGCGAUGUUCUAUUGUCUUUCAGAUGAAAACAUAUAUUUUGUGUCAAAUAUCCGUAGCUUUAUCUGAAAAUGAUUAGAUUUCAUGUGGAAAGCCCAGUUUCUUUUGCUUUCAUAGCACUCCGCACCAGAUGAGCCGUUUCAUCUUGUAACAACUGCUGUGCUGCACCAGCGUGGGUGACCUCUCCCCUCAUCCACCACAAAAAAAAAUCAAUACUGCAAUUCUGCCCGAGGAGGAUGUCGUCACCUAACCUUGGAUUUUUGAAUUGAUUGGUCGGUAUGUACGUUUUCCUGUAUAAUUUUGAAUGCUUUCUCAAGAUUUUUCCGAGAUUUUUUGAAUUUUCCGCAUUCAAAAUACAUUAAUAGUAGUAUUUUCUAUACAAUACCUGUGCCAAAUGCCCUUAAGAAUACAGCAAAUUCGCUCCACCGACAGCCUGCGCAUCUUUUGUUUGCCUACUAUCUCUCACAAUUUCUCUUCCUCUUCCCGAUCACCACCGCCAACUAUCUUAUCAAAAAUACACACUUUUGCAGGUGUAUUGAAACCUAAAUUAUCACCUCACAUGCACGAGGAGAAUGACGGCACACUGCGAUCAGAAGAGGCCAAAUCGGACGUGAUUUCGAGCCCGACCACAAAUUCGGAAACGGAAAGCGAAGAGUCGAGCGUUGAAGGUUUGCGAAGCGCACAAUAUUCAUAUGAAAAAUGAGAGGGGAAACAGAGUGCGGUGGGCUAAACAAACAUAUGACGUUGCAUAGCAUACCAGAGAGUCACAUGCACAAUUCUCUUUUUUGUAACAGUUGCAAUUUAUAGUGUUCAAAAAAAUGUUAAUUUGCAGAGGAAAAAACCGAUGUGAACACCGUGGAUUUAUCAAAUUCGAACAAAAAAUUUGGCAAGGAAAUCGGAGUCAUUUGCUUAAGUACCUUGAUGCUUUCUCUUGUGAUAUACAUACUUUUGAGCAUUCUUGGGUACGUUCUUUCCCUGUUUUUCAUGAGAAAUCAUAAAAAUUUUGCAGUCUAUCCUAUCCAUCCCGUCCGCUCGUUGUUGCAAAAGGAGCAGCUCGGCCGUUUUUCCAGGAAAGACAACGGAGGCUCGUCGAGGACAAUUAUGAUGGAACUAUUCGGUUAUCAAGGUGAUUUCUCAUAUUACCAACGGUAAAGUUUAGUCAAAAUCUUGUUUUCCAGCAAUACAACCAUGUCUGUGAUACUAUUGUAUUCUCCGUACAGCAUCACGUCGAAGCAAUUCCGAGAAGAGUACUUUCAAGCAGCAAGGACCAUGAAAAAACAUCACGGGGUGAGUUCCGAUCCAUUUUCUCAAGGGAAACAUACACUCAAAUUCAGGACUACGCACCGUUUUUUGAAGCUACCAACUGUUUCGACUCAAAUAAUUAUUGCCGACGAAAGUAUAACCUCAAGCAGUAUCCGGCAUUGAUGGCACAGAAUUAUGCCCUUAUGGGAUCUGUUUAUAAUGGUCCGUGGAAUGCCCUAUACGUGACCAGGUACGUUAAAAUUGCGUUUUGAGAGAGUUUUUAAAGCAAUGGGCGCUACGUUUAAAGCUGCUACCAUGCAAUUUCCAUUCAUUUUUCUAUGAGUCUUGAGAAAGCUGGCAAUGAUCGACGCUAGAGUGUUUGAUUGCGAAACGUUUAUCUCCGACCGCGCCGAGAAUUCUCGCAAAUUUCUAUAAUAAUGGUUUCAGGUGGUUGAAUCGAUUGCAAAACGCCGUUUUCCGGAUACAAACCUCCGAUGAGCUUGUUCAAUUGUCCAAACAGUACGACGUGAUUGCAAUAAUCUACUACGAGAUUCGAACUCCGCCGAACACAUUUCAAUCGGCGACGAACUUCACAAAAGUUGCAUUCCACUACCUGGACGGUGAUCCCAGUGAGUUUUUGUUCUGAAAAGCUGUUGUUUUGGCCUAAACCAUCAUUCUUCAGACACGGAACGAACAAUUUUCUGCAUAGUUACCGAUCCGACGCUUGCUUCAUCAUUCCAAUUGCACAAUGAGCAUGAUGUGGUGCUUGUGAGCUCUGACCUGAAACUGCUUUCCACUCACUACAAGGGAUGGUCGUUGGAAGAAGUGUACAAUGACGUUGUACGUUAUUCUCAAGCGGCCAGACAAUAUGGCGUGGAAUUCCUCAAUCUUGGUAGGUUUUCGGUUUGUCGAACAGAUUUUUUGAGCCUUCCGGGCCAUCAAGUCGGGCUGUGGAGUCUCAAGUAUGAUUCAACUCGAAAAUUUUACAGGACGACGUUUCUCAUCAACGCAACUCGCUGAAAAGAUGAACCAAGGCUCGGUGCUCCUUUACUUCACCCCUAAUAUCAUAUACGGAAAUGACAAGUACACAAUGUUCCGAGACACGGCAAGAGACUAUCUGACUUGUCCUGAGAAGGAUAUGAUAUCAAUACCAGAGGAGGAAGAAGAGGAAAAGAAAGGACACUGGGAGGAUUAUUUGGUGGAUUGUUCAGUUAGUUUGAAGUCAACGUUUUGUCAGGUGAGUAUUUGUAUUUACAAUUUGUCCAAAUUCCUAGUAUUUUAGUCCAACACCACAUUGUCGUUUAUGAUGAUCGAUUCCAGAGUGGAAAAUCAACUUUCCGCUAAGCUCGGGGCGAUUGAGGUGAUCAAUUUUUCGAUCAAAUGAAAAAUAUACAUAGUGUACAUCCGGAUUGCAGACAGACAUGGUGAUAGCAGUGAACGCCAAACAGGAAAUCACUCGUUUCAUCCAAAAUAACAUCACACGGUAAGUAUGCUGAGCGGAGCAAACCAGACCAUUGUCUGUUUCAGAGAGUCCAUUAACUGUCUCAUCCGUCAACACCACAACGCCGCCGACAACGAGUUCGUGUCCGAAUCGUCUAGAAUACAAGCUAAGCAAGAGCACGAUCACCAAGACCAACACCCAGAUUCCGUGGGGGAAGCAUCAGACAUUCGAUUUGUGAGCAAUGUGCGAGAGCUGUUAGAGAGCAGAAAGGCAUUGUCAAAUUUUCACUUUAAAAAUUGUUUCAACCAAACGGUUUUCAGAUAAAUGUGAUCAUGUUCAGCGGGGGAAUCUGGCACAGUGCUUCGAGUAGUGCUAUUUCUCCUUUUCAUCUAGUGGCCAAUUAUUUCAAAGAGUCUAGGAGUAUUAUCGAUUUUUCAAUGUAAGCUUUUUCCUUCGAAAGACUCGUUAUAGGUUCAGACAUUGAAUUUCAGGGUUGAUGUGUCUCAAACAUACGUACCAUACAAUUUGGAUUUCGAAAAACUACCAAAGAUACUGAUUACCAGUGCGGACAGGUACACUAGAAACUUUUCAAAACAACAAUUACAAUUUACUUUUUAGCGUUGGCCUCAGCUGGACAUACCCCGAAGAUUUUAUGAUCAACCACACGAAUAUUGUCCGUUUCGUACUUUCACGUCCAGGAAAAAUCUUCGAAAGACUUCGCUGGCUGAAUUCUUGCCAAGGAACAUGCCGGAAGACGGCUCGCUGGGAGAUGCGUAGCGAACGAUUGCAGCUGAAGCGAGAGCAGAGCCGUAACGUGCCAAACAGCAUGAGGUGAGACAUCCUGUCAGAUUACAAACAUUACGGAGAGACUAGUGACACAAGACACACGUCAUAUCCAUCAAAAAUCAAAAGUUUUUGGAUUAGAUAAAUAUUUGUUUAGUUUCUAGCUUUGUGCAAUGCAAUGUUUUUUUUUCAGACAACGAACAAUGAUAGGGUAUUACGACCGGAUGCUUCGAAUGAUGGGUUGA
Molecule: messenger RNA, 6875 nt
Organism: Caenorhabditis sp. 36 PRJEB53466
Lineage: Eukaryota; Metazoa; Nematoda; Chromadorea; Rhabditida; Rhabditidae
Source: the annotation of a GenBank genome assembly